UGUUAAAAUUCAUUUGGCACCGUUCCAGAAUUUUUUUUAAAUAUUUUGAUUUUUUUAUAGAUUUUCUAUAUGUGUGUCGAGUGAGUGUUGUUUUUAAAUACGCUUGUAUACAUCUGAAAAAUGACAUAAAUGAAGAUGCCUUUUAAACUAAAAUUAAAAAAAUCCAGGCAAUAUAGUGUUGUUUCCAAAAGUUUGUUUGUUAUAUCCGUCGAAAUACUAGACGGUACAAACAUAGAAUGUACGCUUUCUUCAGAGAGCACUGGACAAGAUUGUCUCGAUGUAGUGUGUCAGAAACUAAGCUUAAAUCAGCCCAAAUUUUUUGGCUUGCAAUAUAUUAGCAGCAGUAAUAACUCGAGCUGGUUGGAAUUGGAUAGGCCUAUUAAGAGACAGCUUGAUAAAUAUUCUAGAUCUUUACUAGUUUAUUUACGUGUUAUGUAUUAUGUUGUAUCAGGUGUGAGACUUAUUACAGACGAAGUGACUAGAUAUCAUUACUUCUUGCAAUUGAAACAAGAUGUUAUUGAAGGAAAAGUGUUAUGCACACCACAGCAAGCUAUCGAACUGGCGAGUUAUUCAAUGCAGGCUGAAUUUGGAAAUUUUGAUGCUGAAAGGCACACAGCCCUUUACUUGAAGGAUUUUCAGUUAUUCCCAAAGAGAUUUAUUGAUCCUGGUUUAUUGGAGUCUCUAACAGAAGCUGCCAGUAGGCAGCAUGCUGCUCUACAGAACUUACCACAAGGUACAGCCGAAGAAUAUUACAUAUGUUUGUGUCAAAAGCUGGAAGGCUAUGGGCAAGAGGAAUAUACAGUUAAAAAUAAAGAGGGAGGAGAAGUAGUUAUAGCCAUUGGAUUAACAGGUGUAUCGGUUGCUUAUCCAGAGAGGGGACCAAAAUAUUUUGGAUGGUCUGACAUUAGUAAUGUGAUAAAUCACAAAAAGGAGUUUGCAAUUGAAACUGUGGGUGGAGCAGAGAAGGCAGAGUUUGUAUUCACAGAUACGGAUACUGCUAAAAAUGCCUGGAGAUUUUGUGUUUUGCAACAUAUCUUUUACAGGCAAUAUGAAAUGAAUAAUGAGGAUGGAAACUCUAAUAAUAAAUCUCCAUUUCAAUCUGUUGAGGAGAAAUUAAGACAAAUUGACAGCUACGAAGACAUGACCACUAUGUCUCAACAGUGCGACAGAGUGGCAUCAUCCAAUCCGAACCUUUCUCAAAGGGCACAGUCAACUUCCUGUUUAGACCUAAACAAAUCAUUCGACGUGGACCGAAUGCGCAGUCUGUUGCCAUCCUACCGCCCAGCGCCCGACUACGAGACCGCCAUUCAGCAAAAAUACCGAAAUUCGUCGGGAGCCCUCUUGACCACGGAACCCCUGCGCAACACCCAUCCUAUUUUGUACAGUUCCCAACCGGAGAUCCAUCAAACCGACGCUUACGCCACACAUUUAAGAUACCCUGAUGUUACUCAUAAUAAUAUAGACCAGAAGAAUUUGCUGUACGGCUCGGGUUUCGCUCAGAACAGACACCUGGAACUGAAUAAUUUGGGUUUGAUUCAUCUGUACAAGCACCCGCCGCCUUAUCCAGUGAACAAGAUCGGUUCUAACUCGACUCCGGAUCUCGCCAGAAUAUCGCACCCUGCAAAGCUGCCUAGCUAUGUGUUUAACAACAUGGUGAGCGGAUCCAGUCCGGAUUUGGUAUCGGGGGGCAACGUAUACCUUAAACACUACAAUCAAGCUUACAGUCAGAAUACGAAUCCGGUUCAUAGGUCUCAGAGUUACCUGCCCACGCAGCACGACGCCUACGAGAACCUGGCGCCGGUGUUUCGGCCUCAAGCCCUCAUCGUAGAGAACCCUAACAUUACCAAGCAUAUCAAGAAGGUGUAUGAUGAGCAUGGUAACGUCAUCUACUGUAUGCCUGCGAAUAUGAAACAAAUCUUGCAGGAUAAUCAGUUGGGUAAUGCGGGAUUUGUGGUUGCACCGCGUAAUCAGAACAGUGUUGUGGCGAAUUCUUCUGAGCCCAUCUACGAAAACGUGCCCUUUACGUGGCAGAACGAGGGCGAGACUCGAAGCAGGACGCAGAGCAUUCAUUCCGCGCCGGAAAUCAGCCAAGUCAUCAAUCGGUCUUUGGUUAAUUCGAUCCAAUCCCAGAUGCGACUGAACACAAAGAACGAGAACUUUUACGUAAACGUAGAACAUAGCGAGGCUAAAAGUACUCCGAACGGAUCUCAUCAGCUUGAAGUACCAAUGCCAGAAAACGUCCCCUCUAAACAACGGGAGGAUGAAUUAAGGAGCGCUGCGCAGGGUUCGCGCGUUGAUAUCAGUAAGGAGGAGAGUUCGUUUCUGGAUAAUAGCGGCAGCACCGUCAUAUCGAACUACACGGGGUCUAGUAUGAAUUCGAGCGCCGAGAGCGGCAACAAGGUGAAGAAGAAGCGGUGGGGUCUGCUGCUGAGCAAGGGAAAGACGGCGGAGAAGGUGAAGAGCGCCACCUUGGGGCGGGAGAAGAAGAAGCAGGAGAAGGGGCAGGCGGAGACGAAGCACCGCUGGUCGACGGGCGGGCCCAAGUUCAAUCCGCUGCCGCCGUCGAUCGGUAAGGAAACCAUGUGCCAGUUGCUGGAAAACAAGCUAGCCGACAGCCAGAUAUUCUUCGAAUUCGAUACGAUUCCCAAAAAGAAAGCGAACGCCGAUUUUACCACCGCCUUAUUACCUGAAAACGCAGCUUUCAAUAGGUUUAAAGAUGUGCUGCCUUAUGAAGAUAACAGAUUAAGAUUAACUCCGUCCAAAAGUAACCGUUUAGGUUAUAUCAACGCCUCUCAUAUUACGGCUACAGUGGGCAGUAAACAAAGAUUUUACAUCGCUGCUCAGGGGCCAACGAAAAACACACUACCUUAUUUUUGGCAAUGCGUCUGGGAGGCUGAAGUAUACUUAAUGGUGCAACUGACUGAUCCGUCCGAAGAUAUGAAUUAUCUACCUGAUGCCGACGAUCGAUGUAUUGACAUCAAUCCGGAUUUCCAAGUGUGGUGGGAGUUCUCCCAGAAGACCGGCUACUGCGUGACGAGCAAGAUUCGUCUGUGCCACGUAGCUUCGAGGCGCUACCGCACCAUUUGGCACCUACACUACUCGGAAUGGGGCGAACAGGGCUGCCCCCACUCCGCCUCUCACUUCCUGGGCUUUCUCGAGGAGAUGCAGAGCGUGCACCAGCACUCGAUGGGCGAAAUACCGCCGGGCCACAACAGGAAUCCGCCCAUAUUAGUGCACUGUACUGCCGGAGUGGGUAGGACGGGUCUGACCAUACUCAACGACAUAUUGCUGUAUACCAUAGAUCACAACCAGGAAGUGUGCAUUCCCGGAGUCGUGAGUCUACUGCGACAACAGAGGGCCUUCAUGAUACAGACUAUUGCUCAGUAUAAAUUUGUUUAUUCUCUACUAAUUCAAUAUUUGAAACAGACAAGACUUAUUUAAUUUUAACAAGCGAUUGAAACUAAUUUAUUUAAUUUUAUAUUUAAAAUUCAGUUGGGUAGAGUUUAUGAGACCUAGGUGUUCCUUUGUCUAAAUGCGAGUGGUUGAUUUCAAUUAUUUUAAGUAUUUUUUCUGGACAAUUGCCAUACUAUCAUAAGUUGAAAUAAUACAAUUUAAAACGCUUAUUUAAAAACAAAUUAGAUUAAUCAGAUAUAAGUUUAAAAAGAUUUCUAUAAACUCAUCUUAUUUUUCAGUACUUCCUAAUAAAAAAAAUAGACUGUUCAGCCAUAGUUCACCGUUACGUCAUCAUUAUUUGUCAAAUAUGAGUAUUAGGGUGUGUCUGAGAUCAAUUUGUAUUGUUUGGAAUAUUUUAAGUACGUUACUAUAUUAUUGUCCUUUGGACUGUUGAAAUUCCUAUUUCUAAAGCAUCAGUAACUCGUUAUAUUAUUUAAAAACGCUAUCAGUUUGUAUUUUACAUAGAAAUAUUACACCUUUGCGAACUUACUUCGUAUUCGAACUUACUUCAUAUACGGCGUCUACGGGCAAGAGUGUUCUACCAGCGCAGCGGCUCUUUCUCGAGAAAAAUCAUUUAUAAGCUUAGCAAUGAGGUCUUGGUCAUUUUGGUUAAAUCAUUGGGGCAUUUUUACAAUAAAAAAGAGAAUUUUAUUAAUAACAUUUUACAGUCACAGGUUACCUUCAUAGAAGUUAGUUAUAUUAAAUUUAUCCACUAUACAUUUAAUCAGAUAAGAAUCAGUGGCCUGGAUAUAGUUUAGAGCCAGUCAACAUCUUGGUCACUCUCAAAUUGAGCUGGCGAUUGCCUUGUAGUAGAUCCAUCAUAAAACAAGACGAAGAAGAAGAAUUUUGUUACCCUGGUUGUUAAUAAUCUAAAUACAAAAGUACAGAAUUGGAUGUUACAUGGCCGAAUAGCCCUGGCAGCUCAGGCCGUUAAACUAAAAUACUACUACUACUAUUAUACAGCAACAAUCAAAUUUUAAUUUUGACAUUGAUCGAUGUCCGUCAAUAAAAUGAUAAUCCCAAAUGAAAUGACAAUUAUUACUAAAUGGAAAUUUUGACAUUGACCGAUGUCCGUUAAUAAAAUUAUAACCCGAAAUCAAAUGACAAUGACAAUAGGUUUAGGCUCACAGCGUGUUCCCAACAUGUUUGUGACUUCUUCCAAACCGCUGUUAAUGCGCAGGUCUCAAAUAAUGCAGUUUCUGAUCGAUUUCAAACUGUCUGUGCGAACAGCGAAUCCCCUACUCUUCUUUUUUGAUCUAAUACCACUAAUUUUAA
This is a messenger RNA of Sitophilus oryzae (rice weevil), 4728 nucleotides long. It is a transcript of the gene Pez, whose product is annotated as tyrosine-protein phosphatase non-receptor type 14. Gene Ontology annotation, biological process: protein dephosphorylation. NCBI's taxonomy places the organism in Eukaryota, Metazoa, Arthropoda, Insecta, Coleoptera, Curculionidae. Gene Ontology annotation, molecular function: protein tyrosine phosphatase activity. Gene Ontology annotation, cellular component: cytoskeleton. The coding region runs from base 130 to 3441 and encodes 1103 amino acids. The record is from RefSeq and is a predicted model, not a curated record. The transcript has 10 exons.